Molecule: messenger RNA, 9173 nt
Organism: Phymastichus coffea
Lineage: Eukaryota; Metazoa; Arthropoda; Insecta; Hymenoptera; Eulophidae
Gene: Nuak1
Product: serine/arginine repetitive matrix protein 2
Exons: 12
Coding region: 343-8181 (2612 amino acids)
Biological process (GO): protein phosphorylation; microtubule cytoskeleton organization; intracellular signal transduction
Cellular component (GO): cytoplasm
Molecular function (GO): protein serine/threonine kinase activity; ATP binding; tau-protein kinase activity
Source: RefSeq, a predicted model, not a curated record
CUGAGGUGUCGCUAUCAAGAAUCAGUUGUCCGGGCGGCGUGGAUACUGCUCGUGUGUCGUGUCUUUCUCGUGUUUGUGGGUGCGCAUGUGUGCGUGUAUCUCGUCCGCUGCAGCAGCUCUUCCAAAAUAAGUAAAUAGAUCCGAAGAUGGUGCCCGUUUGGCAAGCUUGAGAGUGUGAGAUGCCGCGCAAGACGAGGCGUAAAAUCAAGCGGCCCCAAGCCGCCCAGGCGACGACGUAAUUAUUCAGGCUGCACGUCGUCGUCGCCCACCACCAGCUAUCUACCUAGCAAAUACUUUGCACCUAUACCUACCUCCGGCGCACGAUAAGAAAAAAUCGCCAAAAUGGUCGUCGGCGAGGCGAGCAUCCAUAACAUUAUGGGUGGCAUGGAGAGCACCGGCGGUGUGCGUCUCCAUAACCACAGACGCAAAUUAAAGCAAAGGUUCGACAUUAUCAAAAAAUUGGGCCAAGGCACUUAUGGCAAAGUACAGCUGGGAAUCAACAAAGAGACCGGCCAAGAAGUUGCGAUCAAAACCAUCAAGAAGUGCAAGAUCGAGACCGAGGCUGACCUCAUUAGGAUACGCAGGGAGAUUCAAAUCAUGUCCAGCGUUCAGCACCCGAACAUCAUUCACAUUUACGAAGUGUUCGAGAAUCGGGAGAAGAUGGUGCUAGUGAUGGAAUACGCAGCCGGUGGCGAGCUUUACGAUUACUUGAGCGAGCGUAAAGUGCUGACGGAGGAAGAAGCGCGACGAAUAUUCCGCCAGAUAGCCACGGCGGUGUUCUACUGCCACAAGCAUAAGAUCUGCCAUCGUGACCUCAAACUCGAAAACAUCUUGCUCGAUCAGAAUCGCAACGCCAAGAUUGCCGAUUUUGGUUUGUCGAAUGUCUUCGACGAGCGACGAUUACUCAGCACAUUCUGCGGUAGUCCACUUUACGCCAGUCCGGAGAUCGUUAAAGGUACUCCGUAUCAUGGACCUGAGGUGGAUUGCUGGAGUCUUGGUGUAUUGCUUUAUACUCUUGUCUAUGGUGCCAUGCCCUUCGAUGGAUCCAAUUUCAAAAGACUAGUCAAACAGAUAUCCUCGUCGGACUAUUUCGAACCUAAGAAAAAGUCGCCCGCAUCACCGCUUAUAAAAGAAAUCCUGACGGUAUGCCCGAGACGGCGAGCGGACAUCGAGAAGAUCUGCACGCACUGGUGGGUAAACGAGGGCUACGAGCAGAAUUGUCUCGACAUAGCAGAAGAUCUCGCGGCUGAAACUCCUGUGCGUCUUGAUCUAUUACUUUCUCUCGUACCUCCAUCGGCGAGUGCAGAAAAACUGGUGGUAGGUGAUCAAUCAUCUCAACCAGCACCCUCUGACAUCACCAAUAGCCUUUCCAGUGAGACGCUUGUACCGACAAGAUCACAGUCGGUCGGUAGUCUUAUGGAACUCGAACAGAAUGACAGACGAAUUAGAGAGAUGAUCGAAGAAGAGGCUGUUGCUGUCGCUGCUGCACUGAUUCCUCCACCGAGUGGAAGCGAAGCCAAGAGGAAGCUUGAGACAACGCCGUCUAUGGAUGAGACGAAUGCGGCGGGUGCUAAAAAGAAGGAGCGUACCAGGAGAAAAGAGGGAACUGAUGAUAGAGAUCCCAGAGCAUACAGAUCUGCCUCUAAGCAUCAUUCUGCGCCGCUGCCGAACUCUAUACUCGAGGAGGCAAUGGAAGUAGAUCCUGCUGUGAUCGUAUCAGUUCCUACAAGUAAGACUGUCGAUAUAAAAAAAGUAGAAGACUCUGCGUCUUGUCUAGAAGUAAAAGAAGAGGAAGAACAGGAGGCGUUAAGGAAGAAAGUACCAUGCAAAGAACAAAGUAAAACCGUUAUUUCACAGCCACAUCAAAGUAUGACAACCGAGGACACAGUGAUUGCAAAUAAUAAAAACGAAAGCGUCGCAGAGAAGUCAAACGAAGUCGUAUCAUCGCCGUUUAUUGAAAAGAUCAACGAAAUCGAAGGUAAACCAGAAGCGCAAGCUCUAAUCGUCGAGGAAACAAAGUCUGAUGUGCCAAAGCAGAAGAGCUCAGCAAAGCAAAUUCCUGAACCAAAAGUAGAAGACAUAACACAAGUACAACCUAAAGAAACGAAAAAACUAAGGAAUAAAGCUCUCUCCCUCGACUCGGAAAUAAUCUCAGCCGAAGCGAUACCCAAAGUAUCGACCGAACGCCGAAGAUCAAAAAUUUUCGAGACUGCCGAGAAAUUCAAUCAAUUAUUGUCACCAACGACUACCGAACCCGAGAAACCUAAAAAGAUCUUUAUCCCUGGUGUAAACGUUGGUGGUGCAAAAGCUGCUUUUGAAAGAAAAGCUAGUUUGUCCUCGGCGACUUCGGUACCUCAAAUUAUUAAAUCUCCUCCGGUAUCCAAAGUUAUUAUUGACGUGCCAAGUUUCGAGAAAAAACCAGAAAAUGAGAAAAAAGAUACUUCAGAACCUGACAAAGAGCGAGAUAAGAAACGCGAAGAAGAGAAAAAGCGCGCUGUGGAUAUAAUCACAGGAGCUCUUGGCAAACCACCUAUGCAGAGAAGAAUGAGCGGAUCACCACCAGUAUCGCCACAAAGUAUCGAUCCCAAGAAACAACUUGGACUUAAGAUACCUCUUGGCCCGAAUGACUUGAGGAAUGCCACGGUAACCGUGACAACGCCGACGGAAACUAAAUUUGAGUUCGAAGCAACAAAACCAGAGUUGCAAGCUAAAGCCGUAUCAGUAAGCUCAGAAGUAACAAACCAUGACGCUUUUAAUCCCAUAAUUGAUGAACCAAAGAAAUGCAGCAAGUUGGAAAUCACGCUGAAGAGUGCGACGUUGCCGCGGCCACGCAAGACAAGCAAAGCCGAAAUAACCCUGUCGAACGUGCGACCAGUAGAUGGCGGCUUUCGCUCUGAGGUCGAAGCCAAGAUUGAUGCGUUCGAGCCGCAAAAAUUACGCACCCAACGCUCUGAAGUGGCCUUUCCCGUGGCGGCUGUUGUACCACAAACUCAUCGAAGCUCCAGUCUCGAACCCGAAAGUAGUCGUAACAAUUCCUUCAAAGAACGCAUUAUACCGAUCCAAGUCGAGCCGAUUCCACAAACAGCUACUGUACACUCGACGACACCACCACCCAAGCCACCAUUAGCUCAGCGAUCCUUGUCCCAGCGUUCGAGUUCAUUAUCGAGACAAUCGACCAAUGACUCUGAUACGGACAGCGCGCUAGGAUCCGCGAUGGGUCCAGAGCCUAUUAGAAAAAGUCCGAGGGAAUAUAUUAUACCAAUAGCCGUCGAAGGCGGUGGUUAUGUCACACCGAGAUCAGGUAGCGUCGAACCUGAGAACAAGAACAGUACGCCCACCAGUAUAAAUCCUCCGAGGUCAAGAUUUGUGAGACCCAGACGAAUGGGAUCACUACUAUCGGAUGCUAGCGAAGACGAGUCACCGUUCUCUUCGCUUCACAGAGAUAAUGACGAUCUCCUUCAGAGACAUAUGCACCGUCUGAGAAGUUCGCGACCAUCAAGACAGCCACCUGAGCACGCCGACAGUUUAUCGUCCGGUGAAGACGACGAUGACGACGGCUUCGAGUUGUUGACAGCUGAGAAUUUAUUUUCUACACUUCUGUCACGAGUGAGGAGUUUGACGCAAAGACUUAAUGUAGAUGAUAAUAGGGGCGCUGGCUUCCCGAAUAGCAGGCUACUUGGUAGAAUGGGAUCGAAUUCACCUCAAAGUUUCUGGAACAUGCACGAGCCGUUAUCGAGCUACGAGAGCCAGUUUCACAGUGAAACUAUAAUAGAACGGAUAUCAGACUCGCAAUUUAGGCGCUCAAUGAGCCGAGAGAACAACGACCGUUUCAGUCGCAAGGACUCGAGCGGAUCAAUGAGUUCUCAACAAAAUAGUUCCGGAGCACGCACGCCUUCACGCGAUAGUCUCUUCGAAAUGGGCAACAAUACCUUGCCGAGAGUGAAAUCCCAUCAACGAAGUUCGGAGCCAACGUCAAUGCCAUCAACAACAUCUUUAUCGCCAUCGUCCAUACCACCGCUAAAUGAUCCAAAGAGUCCGGAAUCUCUCGACCAAACACUCGCACGUCGGCUGAGUCGUCAGUUCAUCGAGCAAACUCGUCAAACCCUACCACGUUCGCCUUCACUACCACGCGAACGAGCUUUCCGAGUAAACGACGACGCACUAGAACGCUACCGUAGUCGCUCGCACGACCGCGCUUACGUAGGUAUGCGCCGAGCCAACAGUUUGCUCGAGACAGGCUCUGGACACGAGAGGCGAUCGCCAAGAAGGAGUAUUAGUUUGUUCGACGAUGAGGAUAAAUAUCUGCCACCUUUGCCUCGUCGCAAGCUCACCACCACCGUUGCCCCGAUCGUCGUCGAGAAAAUACAAGAGGAACAGCCCGACGAGGUGAUCCAACCUGUUCAGCAUCAAAUACCUAGGAUCGUGAAGAACGAUGACUUCGACGACACCUCGCUGUCUGAGGCACCGUCGUUUUCAGUGUCCAAUUGUUUCGAGACGACUUCCAGUCGAUCGGCCAUUUCAGGCGAAACUUCACCAACUGAAUCCACCUCCAACGUUUUGGACUACAGCUCGUCUUACAAGAGUGCCUCCACCAAGGAUCUGCACAAUCGAUUAUUGGCCGUUGAGAAUCUGAUAAAAGAGUCGAAGAUGAAGAAUCUCGGCCUUUCCAAGUACAAUCCCAAUCUCAGCUCGAACUACAAGGAUCUGGACAAGUGCGACAAGGAGUCGUUAAGUGCCAUCUCUGACACCGCCAGUGCUGCAAUUGCCAAGCGUCGCAGCUGCAUUCCGAGUCUUCGCUUUCGCUCGGGAUCACUCACUCGUGAUAGCUCGCUCAGUCGUGAAAGGAGCAGCAAACCCGAGGACACUUUGAGCAUGCAUGCACUCACGCCCGAACGCUCCUUAUUGAGCAAGUUCUUCCGCAGUAGCAGCAGCCGAGACGUCGAAAUCAAGGACAAAGAUAAGGACAAGGACAAGAGCGAAAAGCCCAAACCACGUAGAAUUUCCAGGUUCUUGAGGCCUGACUUCUUCGAUACGCCACGCGAGGAAAGCCAGUACGUAAAGGAGAAGGAAGCGCAGAAAGCCGCGGAAAACGAGCGACGCAAAUCGAGGUUUAUGAGGAGGAAAGCUCAAUUGGCUGGUAAGCCUUCCGAGGAUAAAUCGAUUGAAGAUGAACAGUUGGAAAAGCAAUUGAAGAACGAAGUGAAUUUGCUCACGAAAGGUAAAGCUGAGACGUCGAGCAAGGAGCCGGACGAGACUUCGCACGAGAAGCCCAGUAUCAAGAGCAGCUUCUUGCAGACUCUCGAGAGAAAGCUUGAAAAGUUCAGAUCCGGCGACGAUUCUGCGUUCAAAGCAAACAGCGCUAAGCCGCCGAUUGCACUAGAUAAUAAAGCCCAGACCAAGCAUAAUGUGGAGAGUAAUGUCCAGGUGGUCAAAGACAGAGAAAAUUCUGUGCAACCAGCCGAGAAUUCGAGGUCGCCAGUCGAACCUACAGAAUCGACAAAGAAAACUACGAGCGUGGAAGAUCUAUCAACGAGUAGCAGCGCGUCCGCGCCACUUCCAAAGAGCAAAGUCAACUCGGUCCUAGGCCUCUUCAAGAAUAACGAACAAAGCGGAACACCACGCAGCCAAGGACAAACGAUUUUGAGUAGACUCAGAAAGAAUGCUUACAAGGGCUCGCGAUCGGACACAGUUUUGAGUCCCGAUGCAAAUGGCACUGCUACCAGUAAAAUUCCCACCAAGUUUGCUAGUAAGAAAAUCGCCGAGGCCAAGAAAUCACCGGAAAAGUCAACGCUUGGCUUCAAACGAUCGCCAUCGAAAGACAAAGAAACCACUCCGCCAAAGAGAGUCAGUCCCGAGACGAAGAAACCCACAAUGGAAAGAUUGUCCAAAUCGCUGAAGAAGAGUCCUGAGAAACUGCUUAAAGGUAAGACAGAGAAGUCGCCGGAAAAAAGCUUUGUCAAAAAAAACAGUUCGCCGGAGAAGGCUAAAUCGCCAGAGAGGAUCAUCGACAACAAGCAAAGCGAGGAAACGAAUGGAGACAAUGGAUCUAAGCUCAAGAAGAAGAUUGUCACCUCGACGACAACUUCGUCAGAGAAUAGCUCGAAGUCUGAUAAAGUCGAAACGGGAAAGAAAGUUAAGAAAGUCGUCAAGACUAAAGAGGCUAUUGGCAAGGACAAGGAGAAAGAUGGAUCGGAUAAUACGAAGAAGAAGAAGAUAGUAAGAGUCGUUAGGAAAGUUGUUAAGAAGUCGUCCGAUACGUCGGACAGCAAGUCGGAUGAUAAAGAGAAGCUUGCAAAGACUGUGGUUAAGAAGACAGUUGUCGCAAAAAAAGAUAAAACUCCAGAGACGAUUAUAUCAGCGAAUAAUCUCCAGAAAAACGGUCCUGAUCGUCAAGCUGCUGUUCAAAACGAGAUGGUUCCUGAAUCGAAAGUUGAAAAAGACUUUGUCGAAAGCCACACUAAUAAGAGCACUGAUAAAUGCAAAGACAUGGAAGCUGAAAAUUCUGAGCCAAAAACGUCCAAGUUACUCAAUAAUAUUGCCCCCGCGAAAAUAGUUAUAGAUCAAAAACCAAACAGAGAAAAAUUGAAACUCGAGCUUUCGCGGAUUCCACAACAUACCUUCCGAAACAUAACGCCACCUAGAAGAGAAUCGCCAAAGAGCGAAACACCGAAAAGCGAAAUAGGAGGAGAAAUACCGAAACUAGUAUGGAGAAGUCAAUCGGACGAUACUUCAAGUAAAUUGUCGGACAAUCUAUCGAAGAUGACCCAUCGGGCGACGAUCGCCAGAAACAAGAUUGUUAUUGACAAACCACUUCGACAAAGAGAUAUUGCGGAUUUAAAAAUCGAAAGUCACACCAGCGAUUCGGAAAUGAAAUUAUAUGAAGAAAACCACGUAGAAAUACCCAAAAGCUCCCCAAGUGAAAUUCCCAAAGAGACCGAGCCAGCGGAAAGUUUGAAAGAGGACAAGAACAAUGUAGAAGACAUGAAAGAUGCACCAUCUUCUAAAGAUCUCGCGAGCACUGACGACCUGUUAUCUCCUACAGAAGAUACCGAAAGCUUUGACUCAUGGUCGAUCUGUUCAGCCGACAUAAAUCACACGAGAAACGAUCUGCACUCGCCAACGUCGCCUUCUUACUCGUCAUUAUACCGUCGAGAUUCAGCCGAACCCAGUCCUACCAAUGAAUCAGUUCUCGAGCGCAUUCGACGCAAGAGCUUUUACUGCAGGUUCAAUGACAGAAAGCGAAAAACUUCUCUAAACGCAUCGCCGGCCGGUGUUAACAUAUCGUCAAGUUUGACACUGCCGAGAAAAUUUAGCUUCCAAAAUCCAAGGGAAUCUGGGACAAAACAGGAACAGAGCAGUAAUAAGUCUAAGUCGAAUAACUUUACGCUAGCAGAAAGGAGAAAUUCAGAAAAGAAGUCGUAUAGCUUGUAUAAUGACGAACUACCGCCGAUAAGUCAUCGAAAGUCGCCAAUUGAGUUAACACCGAUGAGUCAUCGAAAGUCUCCCAUCGAGCUACCACCGAUAAUUCAUCGAAAGUCACCGAUUGACUUACCAGCCAUGAGUCAUCACAAGUCGCCAAUCGAGAGGGACAGGUACUCCGACGGCGGCAGUACUGUAUCUUCGUACUCGAACGAGCACAAGUCACCCAGUCAAUCGUACAGUCAAAUUUCCUCGCCCUCGUACGAUCCACUCCGGAAGUAUCUGUCGCCCACGUUUGACUCGAGUCCCGCUCGCCGAAAGUAUCACAGUACUGAGUUCAGCACCAACAGCGAUUUGGUACCUUACAAAAACUCAUCGCUGAGCGAUGCUCGGCUGGAACCUAGGACAAUCAGCAGCACACUUCCGAGAAGAUUCGGCUCCAGCAUGUCGGGACCAAAGACUGUCGAGUACUUCGAGGAGCUUUUAGCGCCAAACAAUACCGAUUACCUCGGUGGACGCAGGUUUUCGCCGCUUCCGCAUGAGCACUAUACCACUGGCAAGUACGAGAAUGGUUAUUAUAAUGGCAGCAUCGACUUAUCGCAGUUCAGCGCCGAGAAAUGGAAGAGUCAAGCGACAAGACCUGAUCUCAUCGAUGGCUUGCAAGCUGAAAGUCGUGUUAGGAAAGUUAGUCAAUGCAUCAGUGAACCCGAUGAUCUAUCGACGUCUUUGGAUCUUCGAGCAACAACGUCCACUGCCCAGUGAUAUGCGUUUAAAUCAUCUUUUGAACUAUCUUAAGCUAGGAAAUUUCUAUAAAAGUGUACCACAGUCACAUAGAUUAUUGUACUGCAGUUCUUAAUCCGACUAGUCACUCUCAGAGAUUAAUAUUCGUACGACGCCGUGGUACAAUAAUCCAAUCAAAAUAACGGUGUACUUACAAAUGGAACAAUCAUAUUUUUUAACACAAAGUCAAUAGGUGCCAAAGAGCUGUAUAAGAAUUAUAAGCAAUUCAGCGAGCAGUAGACAAUUUAACGGAUCAUAAGUAUAUAAUAUAUAGGGUUUUUAUAAUAUCGACGAAACGGAGCAUAUACACAACGAAAUGUUUAAUAAGAUUUGUAAUAACUGUGAGGACAAUGUAAAUGAAACUUUGUAAAAAUAUAUAUGAAGAUAGUAUGAAUGAAAGCUAUUGCCAGAUCUUUUGAGUGUUCUUCAUGUUUUAUUCGAACGAUUUUUUUAAAGCAAUUUACUUCAUUACUGUGUUUCAAAUAUGUCUUAUUUGCUUGAUUUUUUUUAUGGUACCAACUGCCACACUUAGUUUUUGUAUAAAUGCAAAGGCCUAUUCAAUUUUAUUCUAUUUGUGAAUAUAUAACAAGAUUCUGGCAUGUAGAACAAUAUUUAUAAAAUAUAGGCUUACGUAUUUCUAAUAUUAAAGAAAAUUCAAAAUUUGUAAUGAAAGGUUUUUUGGCUCCAGAAAUUAUAGAAAUAUAAUAAACUUGGUAGUCAAUUUAUUAUUGAUAAAUAAUACAUUUCUGAGCUAUAUUAAGAGCUUCUUAAUACAAGUUCAAAUGGUUUAUUCUACAAAAUUUUUAGAAAAAGAAAAAAUACUUCCAGUUCCUGUUAUGGGUAUUGCCUUGUAGUUACACGCUUUUGUGAAAAAUAGAAUUGGAAGUAAAAGUUUAUUUACUGUUCUAAUUCUUGUUAAUAUUUAAGUGAUCUUCCGCAUGUUAAGUACUGUGUUUUCUAUUGAUAUACAAAUU